AUGAGUGAAGAGAUUGCUAAGACGAAGGUGUAUUGUCCAUGCCGUGUCAUUGAGGCGCAAGUGCAAGAACUAGGAGCAUUGUUGAAGAGCUUUGAAGUGAGUGACAUUGGAGUUCAUGAUGAGAUUGUCAACAAGCAAUUGGUGAACUUUAGUGAAAAGGUGCUUUGUGUGGAACAAGAGGUUCAAAACGUUAAGCAAGAGCAUGAAGGUUUAAGUAGGAGCAUCUUCAAGGAGAUCGAGUCUAUGCAACGAGAUUUGAUCAAUGUUUUAUUGAUACAAAUUAUCGUAUGGAUCAAUGAAGGAUUCUGCGUGUGUUGGGAUAGUGUUAAGAUCUCUAUUGCUAUCCAAGAGACAAUAUACAAUAGGUUUUGGAGUAGGGACAUUGCUUAUGAAAUCCAAACUGAUUUGUGUGAACUUGUUCAAGGUGACAUGGAUGUUGAGUCUUUAAUUGCUAAAUUUUUUGAGGAGUUGUGCUUGAAUAGUGGUAGUAAUGACUUGAAUGAAGUGUUAGUUGUGAGAUUAUUGAAUGGCUUGAAUUCUUGUUAUAAAGAUGAUGUGUCUUUGAUAAAAGAGAAUGAUUUAUAUCGUACUUUUCAAAGAGUUGUGUUGUUGGAGUUGUGUGCGAUAGAUUGGAUUGAUAGUUUUAUUGUAGCUAUUGAUGGGGGUAGUUACAUCAAUUGUAUAAGUAAAGAGUUUGUUAGAGUUAAUCACUUGGAGGUGAAAGACUUAAGUGAACCUUACAAGUUACGUUGGUUGCAUGGUGGAAUGGAAUUGAGCGCUACUCAAAGUGCUAAGAAGUUGGGAAUGGUCUUUGUUGGUUCAUUGAAUGUGUUCUCAUAUCGAGAUCAUGAGAAUAGAUUGGUGGAGUUAAGAUCAUUAUCACCGUGGGAGAGUGAGCAUAUCAUGUUUGAGAGACGUGAGCUUGCUAGACCAUUGUACAAAGUGAAGGAUGUACAACAAAAUAAAAAGGAAGGUAAAGAUUUGGUGGCCCAAGAUUGUUUCUUGUUUAAGAAUAGAAGAAAGUUUGUUGUGAGAACAUGGCCUUCUUUGAAGAAGUAUUCACCAACACCUUCUAGUGGGAACAAUGAGGUUGAAGAAGAAUCGCUUAUUCAACAACAAGUGUCUGUGGAGUCAAGUGAUGAUUUCCCUAACAAGUGGAGUGAUUCAAGUGAUGUACAAGAGAUUGAUCCAAGUGAGUUUGUUCCAAAGAGCAAGCGUCUUGAAGAAAUUGAAGAUGCACAUUCAAGUGUGUAG
Molecule: messenger RNA, 1254 nt
Organism: Oldenlandia corymbosa var. corymbosa
Lineage: Eukaryota; Viridiplantae; Streptophyta; Magnoliopsida; Gentianales; Rubiaceae
Source: the annotation of a GenBank genome assembly